Messenger RNA from Nicotiana attenuata, 2501 nucleotides. RefSeq names its product polyadenylate-binding protein 2-like. The transcript is spliced from 9 exons. The record is from RefSeq and is a predicted model, not a curated record. Gene Ontology annotation, cellular component: ribonucleoprotein complex. Gene Ontology annotation, molecular function: RNA binding. The coding region runs from base 304 to 2289 and encodes 661 amino acids. Lineage: Eukaryota; Viridiplantae; Streptophyta; Magnoliopsida; Solanales; Solanaceae.
CAUCAAUCGCCUGUUGCGGUGCAGUUUUCUCUGCCCUCCCUCAACCCUAAAAAAUCGAAAAAUUUUCUCUUCAUUUUUCUCUCUGAUUUCUAUCUCCAUUUUACCCUUCCCUCUCCUCUAUUUUUACAUCUCAAAAACAAAAAAAUCCCUACAUUUUCGCUUACUUUUUCCUCUCUAGUUUUUCUCCUUAAUAACAAGAGGAGAGGGAACUUAAAAAAAAAAAAAGGAAGGGAGCUUUUUGGUUCUGGAAGCUUCGAAAAAGUUCUAAUUUUGUUGUUGUUCUAGAAGGUUCUGAAGUUAGUUAUGGCGCAGAUUCAGGUUCAGCACCAGAGUCCAGUGGCAGGAGGAAAUGGUGUGGCGGCUACUGCUGCUGUUGGUGGCGCCGCCGCCGUAGCUGCCCCAGGUGGUUUAACGUCGACGUCACUGUACGUAGGGGACUUGGACUUUAACGUGACUGAUUCGCAGCUGUACGAUCUGUUCAACCAAGUCGGUCAGGUUGUUUCAGUUAGGGUUUGUAGGGACCUGAGUACUAGGAGAUCCCUUGGUUAUGGUUACGUUAACUACAGCAACCCUAAUGAUGCUUCAAGGGCAAUGGACAUGUUGAACUUCACUCCUGUUAACGGAAAGUCCAUCAGGGUGAUGUACUCUCAUAGGGAUCCCACUCUUCGCAAGAGUGGAUCAGCAAAUAUAUUUAUCAAGAACUUGGACAAGUCAAUUGAUAACAAAGCUUUACAUGACACAUUUUCAAGCUUUGGCAACAUUCUUUCUUGCAAGAUAGCUACUGAUUCUAAUGGCCAGUCAAAGGGUUAUGGUUUUGUACAAUAUGACAAUGAAGAAUCUGCUCAAGGUGCCAUAGAUAAGUUAAAUGGUAUGCUCAUGAAUGAUAAGCAAGUAUAUGUUGGGCAUUUUCUCCGCAAACAGGAAAGAGAAUCUGGAACUGGCAUGACCAAAUUCCAAAAUGUCUAUGUCAAAAAUUUGUCAGACUCUACGACUGAUGAUGAGCUGAAGAAAGUUUUUGGUGAGUUCGGGAACAUUACUAGUGCAGUAGUGAUGAGAGAUGCAGAUGGGAAAUCCAAGUGUUUUGGGUUCGUCAAUUUUGAAACUGCAGAGGAUGCUGCUAAGGCUGUUGAAUCCUUAAAUGGAAAGAAAUUUGAUGAUAAAGAGUGGUAUGUUGGGAAAGCACAGAAGAAAUCUGAAAGAGAGCAAGAAUUGAAAAGCAAGUUUGAGCAGACUGCCAAGGAGGCGGUUGAUAAAUACCAAGGUCUUAACUUGUAUGUAAAAAAUUUGGAUGACACCAUUGAUGAUGAGAAGCUCAAGGAACUUUUUUCAGAGUUCGGUACAAUAACUUCAUGCAAGGUUAUGCGGGAUCCAAGUGGAAUCAGCAGGGGGUCUGGAUUUGUUGCCUUCUCCACUUCCGAAGAAGCUUCCAGAGCUCUUUCUGAGAUGAAUGGAAAAAUGAUAGUUAGCAAGCCACUCUAUGUUGCACUAGCACAGCGGAAAGAGGAGAGAAGAGCAAAGUUGCAGUUGGUACAGGCACAAUUUUCACAACUGCGGCCAGUGGCAAUGCCCCCAUCACUUGCUCCUCGCAUGCCAAUCUACCCUCCUGGUGCUCCUGGGAUUGGACAGCAACUAUUCUAUGGGCAAGGUCCCCCUGCUAUGAUUCCGCCCCAGGCUGGGUUUGGCUAUCAACAACAGCUUGUUCCUGGAAUGCGUCCUGGAGGAGCUCCUAUGCCGAACUUCUUCAUGCCCUUAGUCCAACAAGGACAACAGGGCCAGCGUCCAGGUGGUCGACGAGGUGCAGGGCCUGUGCAACAAACUCAACAGCCUAUGCCCUUGAUGCAGCAGCAGAUGCUCCCAAGGGGAAGAAUGUACCGCUAUCCACCAGGACGUAAUGGACCGGAGGGGCCAAUGCCAGGCGUUCCUGGGAGUAUGCUUUCUGUUCCAUAUGACAUGGGUGGCAUGCUUCCUCGUGAUUCUGCAAUGGGACAGCCCAUGCCAAUUUCAACAUUGGCUUCUGCCCUUGCAAAUGCACCACCUGAACAGCAGAGGACGAUGUUGGGUGAAAGUUUGUACCCACUUGUUGAUCAGCUGGAGCACGAGCAUGCAGCAAAGGUUACAGGCAUGCUUCUUGAAAUGGAUCAGACUGAGGUUCUGCAUCUGCUUGAGUCGCCAGAGGCGUUGAAGGCUAAAGUUGCUGAGGCUAUGGAAGUUCUGAGGAAUGUUCAGCAGACCGCCAGCCCGGCUGACCAACUUGCCUCACUUUCCCUCAAUGACAACCUUGUUUCUUGAGCGAGUCAAGGUGGUCCAGUGACUGCUGAAUGCAGGUUUUUUUUGAUGAAUCAUCUCCUCUGUUGUGAGAGGAGGAUAUAAACAGAUUUUGCAGGGAUGAGUUUUGGGAAUACUGCUAGGGUUUUCUCGGGAUGUUUUAUCUAGAGUAUGAGAUUAUUUUUGGAUUCUUAAGAUUAUGCUUUUAUGUUAUGUGGUCCAGGGAUUUUAAUUCG